CUGUGAUCAAGUCGGACAUAUUUGACGACGCACCACCAAUGUCAAAGAACUUCGCGUUGACUUGACUGACCUCAGGGCUUGUUAUUACAUUGAGGCGAAUCUAACCGGACAAGAUGCGCCUCACGUUGCAAAUGUUGAUCUCCCAUGGCCGGAUGGCCCGGAGGAUAGGUCUAGGUCCGGAGUCCCGAAUCAACAUUCUGCGGAACAUUUUGACAGGACUGGUCCGACACGAGAGGAUCGAAACCACGGCGGGCCGAGCAGAUGAAGUCCGCUUCUACGCCGAAAAGCUGAUUGACUACGCCAAAAAAGGAGACACUGACGAGAAGGCGAUGAAAAUGGCCAGUUUUUGGCUGACGGAAAAGGAUCUGGUCCCAAAGCUCUUCAAGGUCCUUGCUCCACGGUUUCAGACUCAGUCAAAUGGCUACACACGGAUGGCACGCAUUCCCAACAGACUGAACCUGGACAGAGCUCAGAUGGCCGUCCUAGAGUACAAAGGCAACCCCUUCCCGCCUCUUUAUCCUGUGAAAAAAGAGAACGAACUGACACUCCUCAACCAGCUGCUCAAAGGCUACAGAGAGGAGAGGGCACAGGAGUUACCCACAAAAGCUUAAGUAAACACAUCCUGGUGUUGGAUCCGUGAUGUGGUCGCUGAAGGAUGAUGGUUAGGUGAUGAAAUGCCUCCGAAGAGCCACCGGCAGAUGCUGCAGAUUGUGGUUUAUAGACACUGAUCCAUUUCUUCAACGAAAAACUGUUCAAAAGCUCCAGUGUCCACAAAAGACAUUCAUGGUUAUGUAUUAAUAAAUAUGUUCAAUAAAUAUAAGUUUGGCCAAAACAAA
Molecule: messenger RNA, 836 nt
Organism: Anarrhichthys ocellatus (wolf-eel)
Lineage: Eukaryota; Metazoa; Chordata; Actinopteri; Perciformes; Anarhichadidae
Gene: mrpl17
Product: mitochondrial ribosomal protein L17
Exons: 4
Coding region: 114-611 (165 amino acids)
Biological process (GO): translation
Cellular component (GO): mitochondrial large ribosomal subunit; ribosome
Molecular function (GO): structural constituent of ribosome
Source: RefSeq, a predicted model, not a curated record